This is a messenger RNA of Encephalitozoon romaleae SJ-2008, 7212 nucleotides long. RefSeq names its product ubiquitin-protein ligase. The transcript has a single exon. Gene Ontology annotation, molecular function: ubiquitin-protein transferase activity. Lineage: Eukaryota; Fungi; Microsporidia; Unikaryonidae. Bases 1 to 7212 code for a protein of 2403 amino acids. The record is from RefSeq and is a predicted model, not a curated record.
AUGGAGGAAAGGUUUGAAUGGAGAAGAAUGGGGUCCCCCCUUGAAGAGAAGCUACAUGAAUAUAUCCAAAGUAUAAUUGAAGAAGAAGACCUUGCAUGUAUUUCAGAGAAGAUUUCUGUUUACUUUGACGCAUGGCCAUUCAAAGACUUUUCUCUCAGAUGCUGGAGAGAACUCAGUGAUAAGCUCCUGAGUAUCCUCUCCAUUGAGGAGAAGAAAUAUUUUUCUGAAGGUAUACAACUGAUGAAGAUAUCCUCGGAAGACAAGAGCCUGGUGAUUGCAAUUCUUAAGCUUUUUCAAAGGAUAUUUGGAUAUUCAAAACAAAGGCAUCCUCUUGAUAUUUCUACUCAAAUUAUGAGGUUUAUAUAUGCAAUGGAUCUAGACAUUGCAAUUGAAUCAUACAAGGUGCUUACAUUCUGCCUCAAUUAUUCUAUAGGCCUGGAUGAAUUUUCUAAUGACCACGCCAUUCUCUUCAAGUGUCUAGGGGUUGACCUCGGCGAACCGAAUGGAGAAAGAGCUUUUGGCCUUUCUGACAAAGCUUUUAUAAACAUACCUGAAAGUCUUGGAGAUGGAGAUAUGUUCAGCAUUCUUAAGAAGCAUUCCGAUGAAUAUGGAAAAGGAAAUCUUGUGUUUGAACUUCGACGAAGAAUGAAUUCCACAGACACAGAUGGCCUGAAUGCAUUGAAUACUCUUGGAACAUGUGUAUUUCUGAUACUUGCUAAGGGAGAAGGUGUUUUUGAUGAGGUCGUUGGAAGGGUUGAUUCCUUAGAGAUUUGGAGGCUUACAAGUGGAGAAUUAUCUGAGAACAUGGAAUUUGCGAUUAUGAAUCUUUUGGACAUACUUAUCUAUGACGAGUUUGAUUUUGCAAGGAUUUCUAGAAUUCUCGAGCUGAAUAAUAGCCACGGGUUCUUUUAUAGAAGAUUUGCAAAUGGAUUUAAUGAAUGGAACUUUGAAAGGCACAUGGUGUUUCUUGUUUACAGCACCCUUGUAGGAAGCCAGAAAUCGAAGUAUCUCAAGAUGAACAUACUCAUGGAGGUAUUGCCAAGAUUCUGUGAAUGCUCACCAGAUGUUCGGUAUCAUCUUCUUCGUGUGAUAAAGAUGCAUUGCAAGGAGUCAAAUUCAAAAGGCAUUUCUGAAUUUAUUUCUAAAAACGGAGUGAAGAUCUUAACAGAGUAUCUUGAGCAUGCAGAGGAAUACGAUAUAGAUGAAAACAUAAACCUCAGGUACGCAUUUAGGAUACUGAGCGAUAUUUAUAUGGAUGAAAGAAACAGGGCAGAGGUAGGAAAUUUUGAAGAUAGUGCCUUUCUUGACAUUACUGUUGCAACAAUCAAAAAACUUUGUCUUCUCGAUGCCCGUCUUGUAUCUGUAUGCGUGGGGAUACUAUCUUCUUUCAUGUUUGAUGAGCCAUUGAAUUUUCCAGUAUUCAUGAAAAAGGGAGCAGGCAUUGUAUUGAGGACACAGUUAUCAGUUGAACCCAGUAUGGAGUAUGUCUCUGCAUUUAUUUCUUAUAUCGAUGCAUUUUCCUUGAAUCUUAAGUUCCAGAAUAAGAUAGUAGAGGGAGAGUAUCUUUUUAAGUUGUUAGUGGUGUGUAGAGAAGGAGAAUUCUUGGGGUCUAUGAAUGGCACCAAUAAGAUAAUGUCUUUGCUGAAUGUCCUUAUAAUGCAUCAUCCUGUAUUCAAGCAAGAUAUCUUGAAGUUUUACGCUCAUGGGAUUAAUUACUUAAAAGCCCUCUGUGGGACAAAAGCAGAUGGGUGUCUUACGCAGAGGGAAUACUAUAUCGAAAUUUUCAACAACCUCUUCAGUCUUAUUGAAAAGAUGGAGGUCUAUCCAGAAAGGGAGGAUUCUGUGGCGUUCUUCGAUGAAAUAUUUGACCUUGUUAUCAAUCCAAAAUAUUCCUGCAGCAUACAAAACCUCUUUAAGGGGUCUUUUAGCGAGGUCUAUCGGAUGAUUUACAAAGAGGCUAGAUCUUCUUUAGAUAAGCCUCUCGAGCAACUUAUUCUUGAUACAAAAAGAAUUGUAGAACUUUAUAAGGCUGAUGAAGGGGGAGUUGUAGGAUACUGGGGAAGGAACGCCCAUACGGAACAGAAGAAAGAAGUUGAUGACUUGAUGUUUUCUUAUGACAACCAGAUUGCCUUGGGUUGUAUUUUGUGUGAGGACUUUAUGGAACUGGCAGGAAAUGAAGUAAAGGAAAGUUUGUUUAAGAUGAUGGCAGGGUUGAAUCUCGCGGCCAUCCGAUUGAAUGGGAUUUUUCUCUCCCUCUGUAACCUUGAAGAACAUAGGUUUUUAUCUACUUACAGAUCGAUAAGGGUUAAGCUCGAGGAGAGCACAGCAAAAGAAGACAGUAGGCUUUACGUAUUACAGUCGAUAUAUCUUUGCAACCUGUUUCUACUUCAGAAAAUGUAUCCCGGGAUGAUUGAGGCGUCAUUUGACAUAACUAUUGAGUAUGUUGAGAAAUUAGUGGGGAUAAUGAUUCUAGAAGGAAAUGACUCGAUUGUUCUGGGACUUAGAAUCAUAGAAAGAUUGAGCACGUGUUUCAAAGAAGAGCAUUAUGGAGCAAUAUCUAGAGAGGAGUUUAUAAGGUGUUUGCUUGUGCCUCACCCUAACAGUGAAAGACUGGGGGCUGUUGUGAGUUUCUUUGUAUCCCAGUUAUCAUCAAGAAUGAGCUCCAGCCCAGAGUUAAGGUAUAUGUUCUUGCAGUACUUGAAAAGCGUGGAUGUCAAGGAUCCUAUAGAUGCUCGGGAAAUUGAAUUGGGCAGCAUGAUUAUCGAAGGGAUUGGGAAGAUGUUUGGUGAUUCCAGUGGGCUUUCAAGACCACUGUCAGACAUUGAAAUGAACAUGAUUCUUGAUAUUUACGAAAAGUUCUAUAUAUCGCCUUUGUGUGGGAGGUUGAUGAUCAGGAGAAUAAUAAGAUCGUCAAAAUUUACCAUGAGGUUGGUCAAGAUUAGGGCGUUUUCAUCAUUCCAAUACUUUCUGAUGAAGGAUGAAAAGGUGUAUGACCAUGGGUGUUUUAUUAUGAAUAGAUUCUUUGAAUACUCAGAUGAAUUCAUCGACAUGGCUAGUACCAUCCUUCUGUUUGCUACCGUUGGGCGAUGUCCUCACAAAAUCGAUAUCAAGGAACUUGGGAAGAAGAUUUCUGGGCUUAUUACAUCGGAUGUCUCUUCAUCAAAGAUAUUGUUUUUUUUAAUCAUGUACCUUAGAUUGAUACACCAGUUGAAGAUGCCUAAACUCUAUUCUCUUGGAUUUGAGAAGUUGAUUCCGCGAGUAAAGACGUGUGAUGAAAUGAUGCUAAUGAGAAUACUUCUCACCUAUGUUGUGAAUCCAGACAUUGGCAGUGUUCUGAAUGGGGUUAACUUUCCUUCAAGAAGAAUCAAAGCAAAAGACGGAGAUUUCUUGAAAUCCCAUGAUUUUCUGAUAUAUAGGGACUACGAUCUUUUUGUUGAGAAGUGCUUGAAAAAGUCUGGUCUUGUGUCUAAAAGCUCCGUUUGCCUUAAACAUGGAUGCCAUAGAAUCCACUUUAGAGAAGGAAAAGAUGAAUCCUAUGAAAGUGAUAAGAUAGAAACAUCCAAAUUUUUCAUCAGAGAGCUUGUUCUUCUCCUAGACACCCAGGAUUGUUUUGGAUUAGCGAUUCAGCUACUUUGUGAGAUUAUGUUUAAUAAUCCAUUUCUGCUGUAUGAUAUAUGUAGAUAUCAAGUCCUAAACACUAUAUACGAGAAAUGCAUUAGGAAGGUGGAUUUAUCGGCUAAGCAGAAAAUGAUUGGAGAGUCUCAUUGGGGGGUGAUGUUGUUUGUGAUUGGGCUUUAUUCUGAAGUUCUUCUGUCCAAAUCAAACAGCAGUCUAGAAAAACAACCAGACAAGGAAGCAAGACUUCCAUCUGUAUGUGAUUUUCUUCUUGAAAAGAUCGAAGAUGGUUCUAAAGAAGACUUUCUGAAUGCGUCGUUUAUACUUAUCAGGAGCCUAACACCAUUAUUUAUUCUGAGACAUGAGAAUGAGGAAGAUACAACUAUGGAGAAGUUUAGAGAAAGUUCUAUCUUUAUGGGAUCUGCGGGAAUUUUCGAGAAGAUGAUAAAGAGGAUAAUAACGAUUGAUGAGGUUGAUUCCAAUUACAGCAUGUGCAUUCAGCAUUCAUUGGAUUAUCUUGGUAGAGCCUUUAGGUAUUGCUAUGGAGACAUCCUCCAAGAUCUAGAUGAUUAUGGAGAUGAUGAAUCCCAUGUCGAAUACUACAGCCUUGCUUCUGAAGACCAGAUGUUUGAUGAAAGCAGUUUUGACUCUGACGAGAGCUAUUUUGAUGAUUCACCAUUUCAUGAUUUGGAAGAGGACAGAAACACAAGGUCUGAUGAGACAGAGAGCUCCUCUCAAUCAGAGAAUGCCGUGUUCAUUAAGAGCAUAGAGAACGACCACGAGAUACCAACAACAAUGUACUUGCUUAACUCUGAGUAUUACACCGUUUCUGCAGAGUGUAGAGAUGAGAUUGAAGUUUUGAUCAGCAAGAAGCUCUAUUCAGACCUGAUUGAUAAAAACACAAACUACUAUGAUUGGGAUGGUGGCUGUAUACAAAAAGACAUGGUGUGUGAAGCAGACAGGCCAAUUGUUCGGUCCAAAAAUUCUGAGAGCUAUCCGAACGAAGAUUCCGAGGAAAGCUACGCAGAUGACAAAGAAAGAAGAAUAUGGGAUUUUGGAUUGGUUUUGGAGGAGGGCAGUGAAGAGGAUUUGAAUGAAGGAGCGGAUAUCCAAAACACAUUAAGCAGUAGGGGGAUAGAAGAGAAUGAGGACAUGGGGUCAUCAGAAUCAGAUGUCGGAUCACAAAAUGGAGAGAUCCCAUCACUUGACCCUGAAGUUCUCAAUAGUAUGGGACAGUAUGAGCUAAAGGAAGUAUUGAAGGCCUACUUUGAUGAAAGAAGAGCUCUGUCUCUUACCUAUGUGCCUCUACAUGUAAGCUUCUAUGAUAGACUUUCUUCUAAUGUAAGGCCUGUCUUUGAAGAAAUGGAGAGAGUAUAUAGGGAGAGCUUUUUCUAUGACAUCAGGAGUGAGUCUACAAAAGAAAGUGAUGAGGAGACUAUUGAGGUCAAGGGCAAUCUUCUCGAGAUGGAUCUCCUAACAUUCGAGAAGUUUAUUAGGAAAUCUAUCACUGAAAAGGAGUUUCCAUUUGCUAAAGGCUGGAAGUUAGUUGAUGCAUUAUCAAAGGAUGUAAAAAUGAAGAAGGUCGUUUUUGAGGUAUCCGAAGCCAUGAUUUCUUCUCUUGUGGCAUCCAAAGAAGAUAGCCUUAGCAGCCAUGAUGCAGUGAAAUUCAGAAGAACACUCUGUUUGCUUCUCAGCGUUGUUAAAAGCUCAUUGAGAUACUACGAUUAUUUCCAAGAGAACCCGGAGAUCAUAGAUAAGAUCUUUACUCUUCUCGGAAGGGUUAAGCUGACGAACGACCUUCUAAGGUUGGUAACGGAUUUCAGUGUUGUCUUUAGAAAGGACAGCGGUCUUGUUUUUGGCAGAAAUGCCGAUCUGAGAAGCAUUCUUGAAUGUUUUGGCAGAAUGGUUGACUCCGAGUGUUUUAAUCUUCUUGAAGAAUUCAUAAACAAUACUGCAGAUCAUUUUUGCACAAGGUUUUUGGAUGUCAUUUUGGUGGAAAUAAGAAGGCAGUUCUCUACCCUCUCUCAGGACAUUACUACAGGCUUUCCUUCUGAUAGAUUUUUAGAGAACCAGAAGAUAUUUCUAAGGCUUUGGAAGAUGCUGGCAAAGAUUGUGGGGAAAAACGGCAAGAUUGAUAGGAAAAGAGAUGAUCUUCUUAUAGGCUUGAUGUUUGACCCCUUUUGGAACAUCUUCUUUGAGAAACAGAAAUACAAGGAUUCCAUUGAGGAUCUGAUCAGUGUGUCCGAUGUUUACGAGGCUUUUUUCAUUCUUGGAAAGGUUUUUGAGAAUAGAGCAGAGGCUCCAGACAAUGGAGAAAGAUGCAAUGCAUUUAAAUCACUCUAUAAAAAUACCAUAGAGACUCAGACCAAUCAGAUCAACUUGCUUGUUGAUGAAAAACCAGAAAAAUUUUUUAGGAACUUUAAUAGGCUCAUAAGCCAUUCGAUAUUAACAUUCAGUAACAAGAAGAAAUACUUGUCCAGAAUACUCUGUGUAGAAGGGACAGACAAGCCUUCAUCCUCCUACAGAGUGUAUGUAGACAGAAAUGAUGUGCUGAGGAGCUCUUAUUUUCAGGUGAUGGCAAAAAGUCCUGAGGAGUUCAGAACAAGAAGAUUGGAGAUCAAACUCACCGGAGAAGAAGGAUUAGACUAUGGAGGAUUGACAAGGGAGUGGCUUGUUUUAUUAGCAAAGGAUCUGCUUGAUCCAAACUUUGCUUUAUUUGAGUUUUCUACUGGAGACAAAACAACAACAGUCCCUUGUAAGAAUAGCUAUGUUAAUCCCGAGCACCUGUCAUACUUCAAGUUUGUCGGGAGAAUAGUGGCAAAAGCUAUAAUGGAUGGAAACUUCAUAAAUCUUCACCUGUCCAAGUUCAUUUACAAACAUAUUCUUGGAAAGAAUUGUGAUCUGCAGGACCUAGAGUCCACAGACCCUGAAUUCUACAAAUCGCUUGCUUGGAUAAGGGAUAAUCACGUUGAUGAGUCCUUAGGAUUAACAUUCUCCUUUGACGAUGUAAACUUUGGUAUUCAUAGAACUGCCGAGUUGAUAGAAGGUGGUGCAAAUGUCUUUGUCAAUGAUACAAACAAGACAGAAUAUAUAAAUCUGGCGACACAAUACAGACUUUUCAAUGGAAUUGAGCUUCAACUAUCUGCACUAAAAUCCGGGUUGUUUGAGAUAUUAGGAAACGAGGCUCUCGAGAUGUUCGAUGAGAAUGAACUCGAGCUUCUAAUCUGUGGAAUCCCAGAUAUAGAUAUUGACGAUUGGAAGUCCAAUACUCUGUACUAUGGAUAUACAGAAAGCUCAAAGACAGUCAUUUGGUUCUGGAAGGCUGUGAAGAGUUUCAACUCUGUAAACCGUGCGAAGCUUUUACAGUUCGUAACGGGAACAUCCACCUUGCCUUUUGAAGGGUUUUCACAUCUUCAAGGAAAUAACGAGGUGCAGAAGUUCUCCAUUCAUAGGGUUUCAGACCGAAUGGAUAGUCUCCCCACCGCUCAUACAUGCUUUAACCAGCUUGUGCUUCCAGAAUAUUCUUCAUAUGAAAGUCUCCUGAAAUACUUGACACUAGCCAUCAAUGAAUGCUCCACAGGUUUUGGCUUCAUUUAA